Kogia breviceps (pygmy sperm whale) is the source of this 8173-nucleotide messenger RNA. It is a transcript of the gene CD180, whose product is annotated as CD180 molecule. The record is from RefSeq and is a predicted model, not a curated record. Gene Ontology annotation, biological process: positive regulation of lipopolysaccharide-mediated signaling pathway; B cell proliferation involved in immune response; cellular response to lipopolysaccharide. Gene Ontology annotation, cellular component: extracellular matrix. Lineage: Eukaryota; Metazoa; Chordata; Mammalia; Artiodactyla; Physeteridae. Gene Ontology annotation, molecular function: protein binding.
AAGGAAGAACCCCUGGUUUCCCUGGAUACAAAGCCAAGAAGCCUUGGACUCUGAGAUGUGAAAAGGGCCAUAGUAUUUUUUGUGAUAGAGAGGAGCUGGUGAUGCCAUGGGAAGACACUGUGUCUGCUUUGAUGGUGGUGGUGGCAGCAGUGCCAUCAAUUACAGGGCAGAGAAAGAGCCAGUUCUGAAGCAGCAGGAUCAAGGUUGGCAUCCUGAAGCCAUCAACACAACUGAGCUUGAACUCAAGCAUGACAUGAGAAGAACCAUGUCCUCUCUCCAGGUGGAAGAGGCCCGUUAGCAUCGCUUGCUCUGUCUAGCCUGGGGACCUCACAAGAGCCAUCAACUGCAAGGCAGCAGGUGAACAGCAUGGUAAGCAGGCUUGAGGGCUCUGUACGUGUGCCCACAAGGUAGCACACCCUCAGAUAGAAGUGGGGACAACUUCUGGCCUUUAUGGCUCUGAACCUCAUGUCAUAAUAAUUUGGUAAAAUAAAUAAACAAAUAUGGAGAAAUAUAACGAUAAAGAGUAAAACUUACCGUAAAAUGCAUUUGAAUAUUCAAGUUAAAGUAGCAUUUUAGAUGCAAGUAGAUUUAACCGUCUGGAGACAGUGGGGAAAGCAGGCGUGACCCAAAAAGCAGAACAAAAACUACAUGUAAAAGAAGAAAAAAAAAAGGACAGUUUAGUACCAACUGGUGCCCAUAAGCUAGACAGAUAUUAAACAUCUAGUUCUUUGCUAAAGUUGGAUCACAAAAGCAUAUUUUGGUUUGCACACCCUUGGAAGAAAACAAACUAGCCAUUGGGUCAUUGCUAAGAAAAGGUAUAAAGAGCCAGACAAGGUUUCCAAGGACCUCACAUCGCUCCCCAGACUAUAAUCACCUUGAAACACAGAAAAGUGAGUUCACAGGUCUCCCAGACAUGAAAUUGGGGGUUCUAUGGGGUCACCCAUGGGUGACAGCUGACCCUAGGGAUGAACUGCAUGGAAACGUGGUGCAAAACAAGACAUAGUACAACAACAACAAAGAAUGGUUUGGGGUUUGUAUGUAAAUAUGUGAUAUAUAAGGGUCCUUGAACUUUAUGAAAACUUCUGGGGUCCACAGAGCUGUUGUUUCCCCACUGACAUGGGUACCAGUCUGUAGAAAUAAAUGAGUUACUGGUGCCUUUUCUCAUCUUCUCCUUUCCCUCUCUGUAUCUCUGCAAGACCUAGUCCUUGUAACAGGUAACAGCAGUUCAUCCCUAAAUGGCACUGUGAAUGAAUUAAGAUUGCAGCAGUCAUGAUAUGAUGCCCAUAGCUCCAGCCAAACCUCUCUAUUUUUUAUAUUUGUGGAAGGGGUAAGACUACCUCCAUUAGUAAAGAAAGAGCGAUUGUCGACAAAGAGCCAGUGUAACUCUAUUUUAUUGGCUCAAGCCAAUGACUGUUAGAUAAGUAAAAUGGAAAUCACUGCUUUGGAGUAGAAUAAUGGGAUUUUUAGAUGAAGAAGUGCCUUAUAAAUAGCUCAACUCCAUCAUUUUGCAUAUGAGGAAAUUUCGCAGCCACACACAACUAGUUAAUGGCAAAGCCAGGAACAGAAUUCACCUCAGUGCCUUCCUUGGGAGAUUUGGGAAAUAUUCAGAUAAAGAGACUGUUUAGGACUAUAAUGCAUGAACUUGUGACACAGCUGAAGGAACUAUAGAUUUUUAACCUAGAAAGAGGAUAGUUCAGGUACAUAAUAACCAUUUUCAAAUACCUUAAGGACUGUCAAGUAGUAAAAUAUCUUGAACUUGUCCUGCUGGCUGAGGAAACAAGGACAAUUGUGGGGAAGUUAGAGAAGGACUUUAGCAGUUCAGCAUAAUAUAAAACCUUUUAUAUAGUCAAAAUUUGCCAAAAUAAUUCAUUGGGAGAUAGUAAGCUUUCUGUCACCUGAGGCAGUUCAGGAAAGACUGGAAGAUAAUGUAGUGUGUAUGUUUCGUCCACGAAAAUGGGUGGGGUAAGAGGUGUGGAGGAGAAAAUUCAGGCAUGAAAAUCAUUUGGAUGGGGUGACCUUUAAGAGUAUGUGAUUCUUUACAACCUGGGAUCAAAUAAGCGUUUCAUUCUUGCCUCCAAACUCGACAACUUAUCUUCCCAUCUGUUUGCAAUAGUUUAAAUUUUAAUCUAUUUCAUAUUUCAGGGUAUUAUGCCCUGAAUAUUUGAUUUGAAUGCUGUGGUAGAAGGUCACUCAUAUUCAUUUAUUUUCUUUUACUCUUAUACACUUGCAGUGAGUGUUUUGAAACCAUUAUGCAAACAUAUGCAAAUCAUAUGCAGAUAGUGUGUCCUCAGAAAAAUGACAAAAUCUUAUGGCCUUAACUGAGCCAUCAAACCUGUCUUUAAGAGGGAAAGUAAUAUGCCUUUUGAAUGUCUCUGGGGCAGGAGACAAUUUCCUGAGAGUGAUAUUUACAUGACGUUGGAAUUGGUUACUCAGAGGCGUCUUUGCCUCAUAUUCUUCACAUUUAUGUAGGACUUUGAGGUUAAGAAAGUAUUUUCACAUGAAUGAUCCCAUUGGAUCCUCAUAAUUACCCUGUGAUGUUGGCAAAACAGGAACUGGAAUUCUUGUUUUAUUAUUCAGAUGGGAAAUAGACUCAGAAAAGUCAAAUGACUUGCCCAGGUUUGCUCUGUUGGUAAAUGAUGGGUCUGAGGCUUCAAAGUAGAUCUCUUUUCAGUCCAAGAACUCUUCCAUGACACUGUGAUGUGUGUCUUCUUCAAAGCAAGUGGUUGUCAUCAGUCUGGGUUUGCUUGGAUGGCUUUUCACCAAAAGCAUCUUUGAAGGUGUUUUGUUGAUGAGGAUGGCAUUUUAAGGGUGACCAGAAAAGUCUAAUUAUUUGUAGUAGCCCUAGCACAGUGCCAACUACAUAGUUUCUCUAACCACCCCCCUGCUUUUUCGCAUCUGCUCUGAAAUUUCCAGAUGAAGAACUUUCUUCACACCAUAUGCUUCAGCUUUUUCAGGAGGCAAAAUUCUUUCUUAAACUAUCGGGAGGAAUAGCACAGUCUCUGCAGUGAGACUGUCUGGAUCUGAAGCCCUAAUCUACCACCUUCUAUUUGUGUGGUCUUGGAGAGGUCAUUGAUUCCUCUAAGCAUCAGUUUCUACAUCUAUAAAAUGGGGGAAAUAAUAGCACCUCUUUGAUAGAGUAUAUGAUAAGGAGAUAUCUAUAAAACAAAAGAAAACCUACUUAGACACAUAAUAUGUGCUCAAUAAAUGGUAGCUACUAUAAUUACCAUAUUAGUAGUUGUAACACAGUAGUGAUAGUAGUAGUAUUCUCUCAAGGUAUUGUGAAGUCUGAUGCUAAGAACUGGCUCUUAGAAAUGGAAUGGGAGGACAGUAAUACCAAAUAUCUCGUAUAUGUCAAAGGACUGGAGAACAGACAAUGUCUGAGGCAGCCAAAUUCAGCCCAGUGAGGAAUACAUGAACUUUAACUUUCUUUAGUCACUACCAUAUCUUGCAUCAUUAUGAGGGUAGUUGCAAACCUGUUUCGAAGGUAUUUCUGGGAAAAAAUAGAGCCAAGGCUGGCACCCUUGACUCUUCUCUCUCUUAGUCAGACUGCCCUGUAUAUGGCAGUGGCUUCUACUUCCCUGGGUCACCUUGGGAGGGAACAAGAGGGAUUUCCACUCCAGCCGCUUUAGCAGGCCUGAAUCACGGGGUCAAGGGAUGGAUUUGUCCUCCUCCUGUACCAAGACCAGAAGUGGGUACUGUGAAGGUGGCCAAGGCAGCAGCUCCACUCCCUUUCUGGGGUGACCCUGCUCCGUCUUGCCCUAGUUCCCAGCUCCAGCACAUGUGCCCCAUGCCACCCCCCAGAGUGCUCUGCCCUCCCAGUGUGCCCUAGCACCUCUCCUGGUCACUCACCUAGGCCAGCUAACAAAGUGGCCUCCUCCGUGAGGACAGAUUCCUGCUCCCACAGCCUCUUCGAUGGAAAGGGACCAGAAGCUGUUGGAGCUGGCCAAUCCGCUGAAGCUUGCCUAGAGUCACUAGGAACCAUCACCCUGAGAGUCCAUGUGACCAGUGAAAAGGAACUGCACAACUGAUUCAUGUUGGCCAGGAAAUGCCCUGGGCCAUUCUGAGGCUGGGUGCUUCUCUAUUUUUGGCAAGAAUGGGUACGAUGCAGAAGGGACUUCCCCUUUUUUGCAGCAAAAAGCCACUAAAUGCUGAGCAGCCUACAGCAUUUCUUGUUCUCAGAUUACCCUUCUGCGCACUCUCUGGCUGCCAGAUUAGCGAGGCCAUCAUAGCUUGAUUCGAUUUCUCAGCUCCAGGCAUUAGCUAACCCUACCAAGCUGGGUUGCCUCGGUCCUGUGAUGGCUCCCCGUGUCGGCUGCUUCCUGUUGGCGGUGCUGAUUUCCGCCAGCUGUAAAGUCAUCACCUCCUCGAAUCCAGUGUGCACUGAGAAAGAAGCCAACAAGACAUAUAACUGUGAAAAUUUAGGUCUCAGAGAAAUUCCUGACACUCUACCAAAUACAACAGAAUUUUUGGAAUUCGGCUUUAACUUCUUGCCUACAAUUCAACAUAUAACCUUCAGCAGGCUCAUAAAUCUUAUCUUUUUGGAUUUGACCAGGUGCCAGAUUAACUGGGUACAUGAAGAUACUUUUCAAAACCAUCAUCAACUGAACACCAUUGUGUUAACUGGAAACCCCCUGAUAUUCAUGGCAGAAACAUCACUUACCGGGCCCAAGUUGCUGAAGCAUCUUUUCUUAACCCAAACAGGAAUUUCCAGUCUUGAGUUUAUCCCAGUGCACAACCUGGAAAACUUGGAAAGUUUGCAUCUUGAAAGCAACCAUAUUUCCUCUAUUAAUCUCCCAGAAAACUUCCCAACACGGAAUCUGAAAGUCCUGGAUUUUCAGAAUAAUGCUAUACACUACAUCUCUAGUAAAGACAUAAACGCUCUGGAACAGGCCACGAACCUAAGCCUGAACUUCAAUGGCAAUGACAUUAAAGGCAUUGAGCCUGGGGCUUUCAAUUCAAAAAUCUUUCAAAGUUUGAAAUUUGGAGGGUCUCUCAACUUAUCUGUUAUACUGAAAGGUCUACAGAACUCUACUAUUCAGUCUCUUUGGCUGGGGACAUUUGAGGACACUGAUGACCAAGACCUCACUUCAGCCACAUUCGAGGGACUUUGUGACAUGGCUGUUGAGAGCAUCAACCUACAAAAGCAUCAUUUCGAUGGCUUCUCACCGUCUACAUUUCAGUGCUUCACUCGACUCCAGGAGUUGGAUCUGACGGCAACUCACUUGAAAGGAUUACCCUCUGGGAUUGAGGGUAUGAACUCUCUCAAGAAAUUAGUUCUCAAUGCAAAUAGUUUUGACCAAUUGUGUCAAAUCAGUGCUGCCAGUUUCCCGUCCCUUACUGACCUCUAUGUCAAAGGCAACAUGAAGAAACUUGACCUCGGUGCCAGGUGUUUGGAAAAGCUAGAAAAUCUUCACAAACUUGAUUUAAGUCACAGUGAUAUUGAGGCUUCUGACUGUUGCAAUGUGCAACUCAAAAACCUGUCCCACUUGCAAUACUUAAACCUGAGCUACAAUGAGCCCCUUGGUCUCGAGGAUCAGGCGUUCAAAGAGUGUCCUCGGCUAGAACUCCUGGAUUUGGCAUUUACCCACCUGCUCGUUAAGGCUUCACAAAGUCCUUUCCAAAACCUCCAUCUCCUGCGGGUUCUGAAUCUCUCGCGCUGCCUCCUUGAUACCAGCAAUCGGCACCUUCUAGAAGGCCUGCCGGAUCUCCGGUAUCUGAAUGUACAAGGGAAUCACUUUCAAGAUGGGAGCAUCUCAAAGACCAACCUACUCCAGACAGUGAGCAGCUUGGAGAUUCUGAUUUUAUCCUCUUGUGAGCUCCUCUCCAUAGACCAGCAAGCAUUCCACGGCCUUGGGAAAAUGAGCCACUUAGACUUAAGCCACAACAGCCUGACAGGUGACAGCAUGGAUGCUCUCAGCCCCCUUAAGGGGAUCUACCUCAAUCUGGCCGCCAAUAACAUUCGCAUCAUCCCACCCCAUCUCCUCCCCGCCUUGUCUCAGCAGACCACCAUUAAUUUAAGUCACAAUCCCCUGGACUGCACUUGCUCAAACAUCCAUUUCAUAACAUGGUACAAAGAAAACCUGCAAAAACUCGAGGGCUCGGAGGAGACGGUGUGUGCAAAUCCCCCCGCUUUAAGGGGAGUUAAGCUGUCUGAUGUCAAACUGUCUUGCGGGAUGACGGGUAGGGGCAUUUUCUUUCUUGUAGUUUUUGUAUUCUUGCUCAUCAUUCUACUCAUUUAUUCAGUUAAAUUUCUUCUUAGGUGGAAAUACCAGCACAUUUAGGGCUGAAGAUUUCUAGCGAUAGAAAAUAAAUAUGUUUAGCAAAAUUGCCCUCAGUAAAGGAACUGUUGUUUGUUAGUGACCAGACUUUUCAGAUGGGUUCCUGGAGCUGGGUAGGGAUUCACUGUGCUCUUCUGAGUCCCAGAACUAAUGAGCCUCCUGGGAAAGUAAACUGACUAGGGCCAGAGGGCCAGAUGCAGCUGUGAGAGACACAGAGCCUCUUCCUCACAUGGAAGGUGGCUAGAAGUUGAGGAGGACCCAUGGCAGGGAAAGGCCAGGAGAGUAACCUACUAGGAGGCCAUCACUUCCAUUCAUGAGCAUCCUUUGAAGCACCUCCCACCUUGACCCUAAAAGGAGGUCAUCAACUCCCACAGCUUGGCAGUGCCAAGGACCCCAGCUCCCCAGGUCUCUCUCCCACAGCUCAGGCAUUGUGCUUGGGUCUGAGUUCUCAGUAAUGUAGCCAUUUGGGAAACAAGCUGGAGAUAAAGUCUCAAAGCUUAUUUUAAUUGACAAAGAGAAAACAAAGAAUUUAAAAGAAGACGCUGGAAAAUGAAUCUUGCCAUCAAAUUGACUUCGUUAACCUCCUUAAUCCUUACUUCUCCAAGGAUUCUACAAUGCCUCUGCAGUGCUAAUAGCUCCAAGAAAAAAAAAAAAAAGACACCCCUGCCAGGAUGCCCCUCCCCCAGGGUUUAGGAGUUUUGCACAUUGGCCACCCUCACUUCAGAACCAAGGAGACUUUUUCUACCUACCUGGUGUUCUCGCUCUUAUUAUGUUACAGAUCCUGACUUACAGGUGGGCUGUGGUCCAAAUGCUCUUCUCAUGUGAAUGUCUGGUCCUUAGAAGCUUCUUUCUCACAGGAACCGUGAGAUAAAUGGUGGUUGGGUUCCCAGGCCAGCUCUCAGAAACCUAUUCACCGGGGAUAGCAACUGAGAUAGCACAUUUACAAUGAAAAACUAGUGGAAGAAAGAAAGCAUCCUGGCCCCCUCAUCACUGGGAACACAGUAAGUUGCCUUAGUGAGCGGUAGUUUCUGUUGAGGCUGGGGGUAUUGCAAAGAUUAUACCAGCAACAGAGAGGGGACAAAAUCAUUACAUGCAGAGAGAGAACAGGGAAGCUGGCAGUGUAAUGACUUAGGCCUUCUUCCCAAGGUCCAAAGGGUGAUACCCAUGCAGGGCUUGAUCUUCUGAAAUCUGCAUUGGCAGACAAGAGAGUUGAGCUCUUGUACUCACGUGUUGCAUUUAUAAGGCCUGGAUUAAGCUCAAUAACCCAUUUUAGGCUAGAGAUAGUAGCUUAUAGUUAUAAAAUUCUGAUUGGGUACCAAAGUAAAAAUUGAUUAACAUCCAAUGAGAACUGAUUAGCCCUGAAGUUGAGGGCAUAUUAGUGGAACAGAGUAAAAACUUGGGGACCAACUCUUUACCUCUGUACCCCCAGGAAAAGCAGGAAAGACAAAGGAAUAGUGAAGGAAAGCCAUAAACCUUCACUGCAAGUGCUUUACCAGUCUUAGGGGAAUUUUUCUUGUAAUACUGCACAGGAGCCUAAGUUUUCCCAGAUGUUCUUGGUUAAGGACACAAGACAGGGGCUAGGGUAAGGGGAGUGAGGCACUUGAUUUGGGUGCAAAAUUUAAGGGGGAACCAAAAAAACUCAGUAAUCAGGCAAAGAAGUUACUUUUAAAACUUUAAAUUAAUGCAAAAAAAAAAAAUCCAUGAUAAAUAUCAAAAGUUUUUAAACAUAGCCAGGAUCCACAAUAGCACCAUGCAGAACCAUAUUAGAGCCUGAGGCAAAAGGAAAACCACUGGUAGCCGUCCUGCCUUUGCUUAAAAUUUUGGUAUUUUUGUUCAUUGUGGAUAUUUUACAUUAGUUUUGACAUCUUAAUGUUGCAUUAAAAUACCAUUCUUCU